AGUGAAAUUGGGAGGGAAGUGUCGGUGGUGUUUAUUGUAUUUGUAAAUAUAAAUAAAUAAUUGCGUGCUGAAGAACAAUAAGACGAAGAAGAAGAAGAAGAAGGAAAGAAAUUUGAUAUUUGUUUCAUAAUCAGAGAGAAGAGAGAGAGAGAGGGAGAGGUUGGAACAGCGUCAUCCACAGUUCCAUUACCAAAUUCUCAAUCCUUCCAUUUUGCUUUGCCAUCGUCAACCUCUCAUUUCCAUCCUCCAUUCAUUCCACUCCUUAAUCUUCUUCUUCUUCUUCUUCUUCAGACACUGUUACUGUUACUGUAACCUCAAGACCACGAUCUCUCAACUGCAAUGGGGGUGGAUCUGAGACAAGUUCUGGCCGGCAUACUCACUCUCACUAUGUUCGUCAUGCUUGGCCAUAUGAUCAAGCGAGACCACUUUGAUUCCGUUCAAGAAAAAUUUCCAGGGCCAACUAAGGAUGCUGUAAAAGUAACAACAAUGCGCAGCAUCCACAAAAAAAGUGACGUUCAGUUGAAAAAUGAUGUGCUAGAGCUAAAACAAUGUUGGAGUAAACCCGAAUCUGAUGAGGGGCAGGAAUCAAAGGGGUAUGUCACUUUUUCAUUGACUGAUGGUCCUGAAUACCAUGUCUCGCAGAUUACUGAUGCGGUAGUUGUGGCAAGAUAUCUAGGUGCAACUCUUGUUGUCCCAGAUAUCAGAGGGAAAGAGGUGGGAGAUAAAUGGAACUUUGAGGAUAUUUAUGAUGUCGAGAAGUUCAUCGGAAGCCUGGAAGGAGUUGUGAAAGUAGUAAAACAGAUGCCAUCUGACAUCUCUCCAAAAAAGAUCUCGGCUGUUAAAGUACCAAAUCGUGUUACAGAAGAUUACAUUUCGGAACAUGUUGAGAAGGUUUUUAAAAGAAGUGGCAACAUAAGACUCGCAACUUACUUCCCUUCAGUAAAUAUGAAAAAGUCAUCCACAUCAAGUGAUGGUGAUUCAGUUCCAUGUUUGGCAAUGUUUGGAACAUUGGAGUUGCAGCCAGAAAUAAGUGAGGUGAUUGAAUCCAUGAUGGAGCGGUUAAAAACUUUGAGUCGGAAGUCCAAUGGUCAGUUCAUAGCAGUCGACUUGAGGAUUGAAAUGUUGGGAGAAAAUGGAUGUCAAGAGGCAUCUGGAAGUAAAAGUUGUUACACUGCACAAGACAUAGCUUUGUUUUUGAAGAAGAUUGGUUUCGACAAGGAUGCUACCAUAUACUUGACUCAACCGAGAUGGGAAAACAGUCUUGAUGAUCUCAAGGAUUUAUUUCCAAAAACUUACACAAAGGAAAGCAUAAUGCCUGCUGAUCAGAAGGCAAAGUUUUUGAAUUCAAAAAGUUCAGAAUAUGAGAAAGUGAUCGACUUCUACUUAUGUAGCCAAAGCGAUGUAUUCGUACCAGCGAUUUCCGGUCUCUUCUACUCAAAUGUUGCAGGCAAGAGGAUUGCUUUGGGAAAGAAUCAAAUACUGGUUCCAGCCACCAUUAGAGAACCCACUGCCUCUGCUUCCAAUUUCAUCUCCUCUUACAUCACAAAGAAGAAUCACUUGGCAUACUCAUGCUUUUGCUAGGUCCAUAUUAAAGAAAAAUGAAGACACGAGCAACAGUAUCGAUCUCUCAUUUGCAUUGCGUGCAUCGAGCUUUGUGGCUAGCAGAAGACAGCCCAAUUGUAUUGCAUAUGUUUUCCAUAUUGUUUUUUAAGUGAUUCCUAAACAGAAAGAAUUAUUUGUUAAGGUAGCUUUUGCAAGACAUUCAGCAGAACGAUUAAGAUGUCAACUAUUGUUUGAUAAAGGCUUCCAUUUAAAGUAAUGAGAUUGAGAAAGUAUUACAUUGUGUUCAAGUUCA
Cucumis sativus (cucumber) is the source of this 1855-nucleotide messenger RNA. RefSeq names its product protein MANNAN SYNTHESIS-RELATED 2. The transcript is spliced from 6 exons. Bases 340 to 1581 code for a protein of 413 amino acids. The record is from RefSeq and is a predicted model, not a curated record. Lineage: Eukaryota; Viridiplantae; Streptophyta; Magnoliopsida; Cucurbitales; Cucurbitaceae.